Messenger RNA from Adineta ricciae, 579 nucleotides. The record is from the annotation of a GenBank genome assembly. NCBI's taxonomy places the organism in Eukaryota, Metazoa, Rotifera, Eurotatoria, Adinetida, Adinetidae.
AUGGUUUUGCGUGAAGUACCAAUUGAAAUUUCAGCUGAUGAUCAACAUUUACAAGUUCGACGUCCUGCCGCGCCAACUUGCGGUAUGUCGCAUCUGAUGUGCUAUAAAAGGGACAUUCCAUCCAAGUCGAAAGCGAUGCCUAGACUAUCGAACUUCGCGCCAAUGUCAUCUAAUGCUAGUGCACGAAUGGAUUUAGAUUUUACAGCUGCUCCUAGAGGUCGUAGAGAAAGUCACGCAAAAAAUAUACCAAUCGAUGUCGAUAACGGAGAGUUUCCAAGUGGUGAUGAAGAUAUUGUCCGUUAUUUAAUUGAUAAACAAAAUUUCGAUGGGCUUUGGAGUGUUGAUUCUGACAUCAUUCAAAAGCUGACAGGAAAAUCGUUAACUCAAUUCCAGUAUUCAGCACAAAAAGAAUUGAUUAUAUCAGCAAUCAUCAUUAUUUUAUUAGAAACCCGUUUUUCAUCAUAUUCUUCAAUGUGUAGUGGAAUCAUCCAGAAAUCGAAAAAACGAAUUCUCGAUCUGCUCAACAAAGAUCAAAAUCAAUUUCAAUCCUUAUUUGAUGGUAUUCGACAACAACUCUGA